CUUCUCUGACCACGCCAGAACAGAUCCAAAGACUUUUCUUUUCAUCUUUCGCUUCUCCCCUUCUUUCCCACAUCAGUCGUUCGCCAUGCUCGCGCACUCUUUGCUGAGCGGCGCGCUGCUGCUCCUGCCCAUCGCAGUCACCGUCGGCAUCUACAUCGGCGUCGAGUUCCAGAAGAUCUUUCAUGACGGCUUCAAAGGCUCGUAUGGCAUCCCAACUGGCAGCGGAGGCGGUUCUGCCACGCCUGGAAGCAGCGGAGGUGUCGAGACGAACAUGUACUGCCAGAAGCUCAUCGGCAUCACCCCCCAAGGCAGCCGAUAUACCUAUAAUCCCAACCAGUGGGGUCUCGGCGCUAACGAUCCUUCGGGGCUGUGUAUGAAUAUUACGACGGGCACUCUCGCAAAGAACAGCAAAUAUGCCGACCCUUUUUCCGUCACCUGGAAUUACACUCAGGGGCCUGAGACACAGCCUGUGCACGCGUUCCCUAACGCGUUGCUUGAGGCCGACAAUCUGCCUACAACCAUCUCGAGUGUUUCAAGUAUCCCGGUCGAUGUCUCCUGGACGUAUGGCAUCGGCAAUAGCAACGAAACCAACACGGCCACGGCCGAUCUGGAUGCAGCGGAUCUCAAUGCCAAUGUUGCAGUCGAUAUGUUCUUGGAUACCGACAAAAGCACCAGCUCAGAAACCACCAAGGCAGCCCAUGAGGUAAUGGUUUGGCUCGGACAAUUUGGCCCCGCAACACAGCCCAUCGGAUAUUCCGCAGGUGCUGUGGUAACGAAGUCUAUCAAUGGCACUACGUUCAAUCUCUACACUGGUACGAACGGAAACGGCCAGCAUGUGUGGACAUGGGUAGCAACCACAACAACAAACCGCUUUGUCGGCGACAUUAGUCCACUCAUAACAGAAUUGUCGGCGCAGUCAGGCCCUACUGGGACUGACUACCUUGGGUACAUUGGUUUUGGAAGUGAAGCGUAUUGGUCGCCGCAGAACGUGACAUUUUCGGUUCCGGAGUUAUACAUAGACGUUUUGUAAUCUCUGUUAUGAUAAUUCUGCAAGCAUAUGGUUCUGGCGUUGUGGCUUUAGAUAUCCAGCGGUCUCGAGGAAACAGACGCGCAUGCAAAAUACAUGAAACAUUGCCUCAUUCAA
Molecule: messenger RNA, 1144 nt
Organism: Verruconis gallopava
Lineage: Eukaryota; Fungi; Ascomycota; Dothideomycetes; Venturiales; Sympoventuriaceae
Exons: 6
Coding region: 86-1030 (314 amino acids)
Biological process (GO): polysaccharide catabolic process
Molecular function (GO): cellulase activity
Source: RefSeq, a predicted model, not a curated record